AUGUUACUCACUCCGUCUAUCUCACCGCCACCUUCUUUCUCCACGAACAUACCAUCUGCUGACCUAAGAUUGCGGCAGCCUCUCAGCCCUCGAGCGGGUUCCCUCAAGGUCCUGCCCACCUCGAGUACGCUUGUUAGCCCAACACCUAGCACAAAUACAUUGGAAACCCACAGCAAUAAUCCGCUUGAAACCAUCAGAUGUCCAAAGGUGUUCCUGGAUACACCUCACAUCAGCCACACGAUGGCUGGGACGCUUGCCCUCUCGCUCCUGGGACAAAUUCUCUAUCGUAAGAGUCAGAUCCCGUUCCCCGUCGUUCUGCUCUCCCGCAUGCCAGAUGGCCAAUCUGAUUCGCGCACAGCUAGGCGCCGGACGGAACUGCUUACGGCGUAUGACACACUUUGUUCUCAUCUGAACACCACAUUCUCUGCUCUUUCCACGGCGUUUGCGCUUAGCAAGACGGGUGAAAAGAAGAAAACUCAUGAUGCCCACCUUGUGUUUGUACUUGGUCCUAGUAUCGGCGCAGCCAAACAGCGGGUCGUGUUUGUUGUCGAUGGUCUUGAAGUCAAGCUACAGGGAGGACGAGACAACACACGCCAGGUGCUUAGAGGGAUCGAGAAUCUGCAACCGAGGUUUCCGGAAGACGCACCGAAAUAUGAGAGUUCCCGGGAGGAAGGUGGCGGAGAGGAAGAAGAACCCGAUGCUGAGAAUGAGGCGCACGAUGAUGUGAGUGAUGACGAAGCUGGGGAGGACGAGGACGAAGAUGAGGGCGAAGAUGCGUUUGACGGCGACAGCUUUGAUGGAUCUGAUUCUGAGACGUCGGAACCUCCUGUCUCUCGCUCCCCUUCUCCGUCGUCGUCAACCCCGCCUGCUGAACCCACAGCUCGUCCUUCUUCCUCACCAGCAGCACAAUUCCGCGUCUAUCAGCCAUUAGCUAAAAAUGUAUCCUCCACUUCUGCUACUCGGUCUUCUUCUCCAUCGCUUCCACCACCACUCUCUGAGUCUGUAAUAUGGCCUGCUGCCUUUCCACAGAAUACACCUCAUAUUCGUCGGCCAUUGGCUGAACACCUCCCCUCCCCAGCGGCCGCUACUCAGCCGAAACUGCAGCGAGCAAUUGGCCAGACAUACGCGGAAGAGCAGCGCACUCUGCGUGCAGCCGAACGUUCGCUGUCCCAAUCAAUCUUCAAGGCGUGUUCUGAAGACGGUGGGGGACUGACGUGCGAACUUGACCCAAUGCAAACACACAUCCUAUUGCGUGCUCCGCGACGUUUCUUCCACCCAGAAUGGACGCCGCGCCAGACGAUGACGCGUAUGAUGGAUGGCGUCUUGCAGACCUUUGUGGAUGAGGUGUCGGCUCCUGAGACUUCGCCUACCAAGGGGAAGGCGAAGAUGCGGAGAGGUGUGAGGACCGAAGGCGUGUGGAUCGGCUGUCGGGGAUCGACUGCUGGCUCAGGUAUGGAGUGGAACGGAGAUGAGACUGAUAAAGAUGAGGAGGACGAGAUGAUCUGGUGGGAGUGGAAAGGGAAGAUCAUGGGAUUCGCCGACAAAUGA
This is a messenger RNA of Sparassis crispa, 1548 nucleotides long. RefSeq lists its product as hypothetical. The transcript has 3 exons. The record is from RefSeq and is a predicted model, not a curated record. NCBI's taxonomy places the organism in Eukaryota, Fungi, Basidiomycota, Agaricomycetes, Polyporales, Sparassidaceae. The coding region runs from base 1 to 1548 and encodes 515 amino acids.